Molecule: messenger RNA, 1629 nt
Organism: Spodoptera littoralis (African cotton leafworm)
Lineage: Eukaryota; Metazoa; Arthropoda; Insecta; Lepidoptera; Noctuidae
Source: the annotation of a GenBank genome assembly
AUGGCCGGCAUAGAACUAAUCAUAUCGUCGAUAUGUAACGCCACCUUCUGCGAAGUGCCUUACAAUGAAACUUAUCAAGCGCCGGACUCACUGGCGGAGAAGGACACCAAUUUCAUGAGUUUGAUGAAAGAAGUCAAUGGAAAAAAUAUCAAAGUUACGACAUAUAACAACACACCUCUGAGUUCGACAGAACUCGAAAAUGGCACUGUGGUCGGCAAAGGCGUGGCUUUCACCAUCCUGAAUAUUUUGCGGAAAAAGUUCAACUUUACAUAUGAAGUGGUACUACCAACUAAAAACUUCGAAUUGGGAGCUAAAAUCAGUGAUGACUCUAUUAUAGGACUUCUGAACAGCAGCAAAGUGGACAUGGCCGUGGCAUUUAUACCAACAUUGCUACCAUACCGGGAGUGGGUGUCUUUCUCAAUAGACCUUGACGAGGGAGUGUGGGUCAUGAUGCUGAAGAGACCUAAAGAAUCCGCCGCCGGGUCCGGUCUACUCGCACCAUUUAACGAUCUUGUAUGGUACCUAGUCCUUGCCGCUGUCCUAACAUUCGGGCCCUGCAUCACGUUCUUCACCCGAGUACGGAGCAAGUUGAUCACAGACGACGAAGGCGUUCUGCCCUUAAAACCAAGCUUUUGGUUCGUGUAUAGCGCCUUUCUCAAACAGGGAACGAAUCUGUCACCUGAAGCCAAUACAACACGUGUCCUCUUCGUGACUUGGUGGUUGUUCAUGAUUCUACUGUCAGCUUUUUACACGGCAAAUUUGACGGCUUUCCUGACUCUAUCCAAGUUUACUCUCGCCAUAGAAACUCCAAAGGACUUGUAUCAGAAGAACAAUCGUUGGGUCGCUUCAGCUGGCAGCUCGGUCGAACAUGUUGUCAAAACUGAAGGCGAAGACCUAUAUUUCUUGAACGCAAUGAUCAGCAGCGGUAAAGCUCGGUUUCUAUCGGUGGCUGGUGACAAGGACUUCUUGGACUUCGUGAAGAAAGGAGCAGUACUAGUCAAGGAACAAACAGUAGUAGACCACUUGAUGUAUAACGAUUAUAUUUCGAAGAAAGACGUGGAAGAGUCCGAGAAAUGCACCUACGUCGUGGCCCCUAGUGCGUUUAUGAAGAAACAGAGGGCGUUCGCGUACCCGGUCGGCAGUAAGCUGAAGGGUUUAUUCGAUCCUGUACUAACCCAGAUAUUCCAAGCUGGUAUCCUCGACUUCCUGAAGCGCAGUGACCUGCCGAGCACGAAGAUAUGUCCUCUAGACUUACAGUCCAAAGACCGUAAGCUCCGGAACAGUGAUCUUAUAAUGACGUACAUGGUGAUGGUCGCUGGAUCCGCUACCGCCGUCGCUGUGUUCGGCGCUGAGGUGUUCAUAAAACGUUACGUCUCCGGGAAACUGAAUAAGAACAAGAAAUCGAAGAGGAAGAAGUCUAAAACGGGUAAAUCAUUAAAGAGUCAUGACGAUAGUCGGCCACCUCCAUACGACUCACUGUUUGGAAAGAACCCUAAAUUCAAUGUGGAGACCACACGCAUGAAAAUGAUAAAUGGCAGAGAAUAUUAUGUGUUUGAGACGAGCAAUGGUGACAAGAAACUCAUCCCAGCUAGAGCACCAUCAUCCUUCCUUUAUAGGUCGGAUAAAUAA